Malus domestica (apple) is the source of this 1786-nucleotide messenger RNA. Its product is annotated as UDP-sulfoquinovose synthase, chloroplastic. The record is from RefSeq and is a predicted model, not a curated record. Gene Ontology annotation, biological process: glycolipid biosynthetic process; sulfolipid biosynthetic process. NCBI's taxonomy places the organism in Eukaryota, Viridiplantae, Streptophyta, Magnoliopsida, Rosales, Rosaceae. Gene Ontology annotation, molecular function: UDPsulfoquinovose synthase activity.
GCCUGCUGCUUUUGAUUCUUCUCCUUCCUCCCCCUUAAUCCCCCAACACACCAAACACAAAGUCUUCACUCUUUCUUUCAUCGCUUAUUUCCUGCACUCUCUGCUGAUCCUGUCACAGUAUUUGUGAGUAAGAGGAAGCGAACAUUGAUGGCUCAUUUGCUUUCAACUUCCUGCUCUCUAAAAUUCUCCUCUGGUGGCAAACCAUACACCAAACCAUUGAUCCAACACUCGAUCGCAUUUCCUUCCUCUUUAACUUUUCAGACUUCCAAAACCCCAUUUGGGAGGAUCAUCCUGCAAGGGGAGAGGUCACGGAGUGGUACUUGCACGGUGCGUGCAACCACACUCUCUGCAAGUAGGGAAGCCCCAAAUGAACCGAGCUACGGCGCUAAUGAGAGUUCAGGCGGAGCUUCCAAACCACAGCGGGUGAUGGUCAUUGGUGGAGAUGGCUACUGUGGUUGGGCCACAGCCCUUCACCUAUCCAAGAAAGGUUAUGAGGUUGCCAUUGUUGAUAGCCUUGUGCGCCGUCUCUUUGACCACCAGCUCGGUCUUGGUUCCCUGACUCCAAUCGCCUCUAUCCAUGAUCGUAUCCGUUGUUGGAAAGCUCUCACUGGAAAGUCCAUUGAGCUCUGCAUUGGUGAUGUUUGUGAUUUCGAGUUCUUGUCAGAAGCCUUCAAGUCAUUUGAACCUGAUUCUGUUGUUCAUUUCGGGGAACAGCGGUCUGCCCCUUACUCCAUGAUUGAUCGGUCCAGAGCAGUAUUCACGCAGAAUAACAACGUGAUUGGAACUCUGAAUGUUCUCUUUGCUAUAAAAGAGUUCAGAGAGGAGUGUCAUCUCGUGAAGCUCGGGACCAUGGGAGAAUAUGGGACUCCAAAUAUUGACAUUGAGGAGGGUUUCAUUACAAUUACUCAUAACGGGAGAACAGAUACUUUGCCCUUCCCGAAGCAAGCGAGCUCUUUCUACCAUUUGAGCAAGGUUCACGAUUCGAAUAAUAUAGCCUUCACUUGCAAGGCUUGGGGGAUUAGAGCCACUGAUCUAAAUCAAGGAGUGGUAUAUGGAGUGAGAACGGAUGAAACCGAGAUGCAUGAAGAGCUCAAUAACAGGUUUGAUUAUGAUGGAGUUUUUGGAACUGCAUUAAACCGGUUCUGCGUGCAGGCUGCUGUCGGUCAUCCACUUACCGUGUAUGGCAAAGGGGGUCAGACCAGGGGAUAUCUUGACAUACGAGACACAGUUCAGUGUGUUGAAAUUGCCAUCGCAAACCCAGCAAAGGCCGGUGAGUUUAGGGUCUUCAAUCAAUUUACUGAGCAGUUUUCCGUCAAUCAACUUGCCGCACUUGUUACCAAAGCUGGAGAGAAGCUCGGAAUUGAUGUGCAAACCACCUCUGUCCCAAACCCUAGAGUUGAAGCUGAGGAGCACUACUACAACGCUAAACACACUAAACUUAUUGAAUUGGGACUGAAACCGCACCUUCUUUCGGACUCUCUUUUGGAUUCAUUGCUCAAUUUUGCUGUUAGGUACAAGGAUCGCGUCGACACAAAGCAGAUAAUGCCCAGUGUAUCUUGGAGAAAAAUGGGGGCCAAGCCGAAGACUGUCACAGCAUAGUUGAGUGGUUUAGUGUAUAUGUGAUUAGUAGUUGUAUAAGUAAUGAGGACGUUAUCGAUCUGUAUCACCUCUGUUGUUAGUUAGUAGGUUACUUCUGCUACUACUUGUCAAUGAUUGCUCGUUGCAGUCACUUUCAAUUGCUAACAAAUAAUAAAUUUUCGAUGUUUAAACAUUGAUACUUGUAUUA